Pogonomyrmex barbatus (red harvester ant) is the source of this 1161-nucleotide messenger RNA. Its product is annotated as 4-vinylanisole receptor. Gene Ontology annotation, biological process: sensory perception of smell; detection of chemical stimulus involved in sensory perception of smell. Lineage: Eukaryota; Metazoa; Arthropoda; Insecta; Hymenoptera; Formicidae. The record is from RefSeq and is a predicted model, not a curated record. Gene Ontology annotation, cellular component: plasma membrane. Gene Ontology annotation, molecular function: odorant binding; olfactory receptor activity.
AUGGAAAGUCAAGUGUCCGCUGAUAAGGAAUACAACGAUUUAAUCAAGCCCAUCAUGUUGAGUGGCAAAUUCAUCUGCGUUUGGCCCUUAGAGAAGGACCGUCCGAUCCACAAAAAGCUGCUCCACAUUUGUCACCUGUUCUGGUUACUUUUCGUACUUUUAUCAAUGUGUGUAACUGUGACAACCGAUACAAUUUUACACUUUGACGAUUUGGUCGAAUUUACGGAGUGUGCUUUGUGGAGCUCUGUAUUUUAUCUCACUAUUGUACGUCUUAUUAUCUUCAUGACCCAUCAAAAAGAUAUGGCAUAUGUAGUCGAGACUAUGAGAAAGGAUUGGAUUUGUUCAUCAUAUGAAGACAGGGUUGUCUUGAAGGAGAAAUGUCAUUUUGCAUUUCGGCUUUCAAAGAUUUUCAUAUCUAUGGUAUAUGGAACUGUAAUUUGCUUCUCAUGCUUACCAAUUUUAGAGAUAUUUAUUCAGGGAGGGCAGAGGAUAUUACCCUUCCAUGGGUAUUUCUUUAUCAAUCAGACCGUCUCUCCCGUCUACGAAUGUAUCUACGUAUUUAAUGUAAUGGGUGGCUUUUUCGCGGGUGGCACGAUAUGCGGCGCGACUUCCUUCAGUCUGAUGGCAACAAUACACGGAUCAGCAAAAUUCGUGGUGCUGCAAAAAAAGUUGGAAGCAAUAACCAGCAACGAUCCCCACGUUGAUAGAGCGUUGGCUAAUUGUGUUAAGCGUCAUCAAGACGCUAUCGCCUUUGCGGAUGCGCUCGAAAGAACUAUAAAUGUUUUGGCGUUAGCACAGUUCGUAAUUAGCACCGGCUUGGUGUGUUUCGCGGGAUUUCAAAUUACUUCGAUGAUACAAAACAAGGCACUCUUGAUGGAAUAUGGAAUGUUUCUUCAAGCUGCCGUUCUCGAACUCUUUAUGUUCAGCUUUAGUGGAAACGCGUUAAUAGAAGAAAGCGAUGCCGUGGGCGAGUCGGCUUACCGUAGCGGCUGGAUCGGCGGCACUUUCGGUCGCAGUCUGCAGAUCGUGAUAAUGCGGUCGAAAGUUCCUUCCAGGAUCACCGCUGCAAAGUUCUACAGCAUGUCUCUCGAAACCUUCUCUCGAGUGCUCAGCACGUCUUUCUCCUAUAUAACAGUUCUGAUGGCCGCGAAAGAGGAGUAA